GUCUGUCGUGAUGGAACGAAUUCCUGUAUAGUGCUCUUCUCAAAAAAACAACGGAGGAGGAGAACCUAUCGUAAUUUUUUCUUCAUUUAAUUCGAACCGAGAGAAUCAUCAAAACCGAAUAUUUUUGAAAAGUGGAAAUAAAUAGUGUGUGAUUAGCUCUGAAAUGAGGUGCUUUUCUUAAACUAUCCAGUACGAUCGGAAGAUCGUCAAUACGGAUCAUUUCAGGCCAAGAAAAAUGAAGGCAGUCUGGGACUUUGGAUACGAGGAAGGGUGUCAAGAAAAAGAAGAACAGCUAGAAACUGACGAGCGUGACGUCUACGAUUUUGUGCCGUCUGUGACCAAGUCAGGCUCGCAAAGAAGAGAAAAAUAAUUGCGAGCAAUACCACAGUCAACAGUGUUUAAAUAAGGGCCCAAAUGGUUCUUUAUUAGUUUGCCAUAAUCAUUGAGCAUUUAGAAAGUGUGACCAUCACCUGCCAUUCGCAUCCUUGAAGAAAAUUGCAACCUUUGUUUAAUUUCGUGGUUAAAUCUGCCAAAGUUUAGACGGCGAAUAAGAGAAAAAGGCAAAAGAGCGUACCGAAUGAGCUUCGUAGAAAAAUUAUCUAACUGCAUAUUUACAUGGUGCAUACAUAAUAAGCACCCCGUAAGCAUUCACACAGGCAAUCAGUUCCCGCAACAACAACGCCACACCAAAUGAAUACCUCGACGCUUGCAGCUGUUGGCGAGGAUAGCGCUGAAUGGUCCACCUUGCACUGCAGCAAGGAUGCAUUAACCGACUUUUUCGGCUGGUUUCUACAAGGUAUUCUGGCGACGCUAGCCUUCACUUGUCUGAUCGGAAAGAGAUUCUGCGAGCCAUUAUACAGCAGACGUUCCUGGGAAACAUGGUGGUACGACACAUCGAAGCAAGGCAUUGGAGCCUUAGUGAUUCACAUGACUAACGUGUAUUUAGCCCCGUUAUUCCAGGGGGAUCCCUGUACCUGGUAUAUUAUCAACUUUCUUCUGGAUUCCACGAUUGGUUUGUUCAUCAUUUAUAUUGGAAUUAAAACCUGUCAGUAUUUAGCGCGGAAAAAGAAGUGGGACGCGAUCAACUUUGGAGAAUAUGGAGCACCCAAAUCGUGGCUCUACCAAACCUGGAUCUACGUAGGACUGAUGGCGAUCGUUAAGUUAAUAACGACUCUGUUCAUUCAACUCGACAUUUGGGACAAUGUGAAAAACUUUGUCCUGUCUCCCUUCAAAGAUCCGCGUAUCGAGCUAGCGGUGGUGAUGCUUGUCAUUCCUUUCUUCGUUAAUAUUCUUAUCUUCUGGGUAACAGAUAACUUUUUGAUGCGACAUACACGGAAGAAACGCAGCACCGGUCCAACGCAUAAUCACGGAAGGGAGCAUAGUUUGUUACAAAAAGUAAAAUACAAAAUGAUACAAAAAACCAAACCUAAUGACUCAGAAUCUGAUACUCUUUUAUCAGGCGAUGAAGAAAUAUUAAACUUUAAAUCGUCAAGCAGCGCCAUUUCGUCGUCGCAGAUGCAAGUAUCCAACGGAUGUUCCUCGUCAUCAGCGGCGUUUAUGGAUGACACGGCUAUCAUUCUCACCUCAUCAGCAGCAUCACCUAGCAAUAAGCAAAAUGUCCAACAGCGAACUAGUGUGAUCAAUAUUUAGCGAAGGUUUUGUUUUUGCUUUCUUCAACCAUUUUUAUAUCUUGUCAGUAAGAGAUGUAUAGUCUGAGAAAUUAAUUGAAACAAGCAAACGAAAACGCUCCAAGGAAGGAGGCACCGUGAACAUAAUUUUUCAUCGUUGAAGCAAAGAGAAAGACAAGGCAAUAGAUUAGCUAGGAUUUUUGUUCUUGUUAAACACUGAGAGUAAAACUUGUGAUAUUUGUGUGUCUAUAUCUUUAUAUGUAUAUUUACACAUUGGUUGCUACGAAAAUUGGAGAAACCAAAAACGGGAUGCCUAUAGUAGAGCACAGAUGCUGUGUGGCUCAACUAAAAUCCAGUUGCAGACAGUGAUUACCUUAUUCGAAACUGAAUUCUGAUUGAUUCAAAACAAAGCCCACUAACGAACAGGAUCACCAAUAUUGUAAAAUGGACAAGAGGAGCAAACAAAAAAUGUAUUUUAUAAGCUAGGUUAAACCAACUUUAAAAUAUCAAAAAAAAAAAUGCGAUAAACAAUUCGAAACGGUUUUUAUUUUUUAUAUAUACAAAGAUCAAUGAGGGAUUAUAUUACCAGCGGAGAAGAUAUACUAGUGUUUGUACAAUACAAUAAAAUUAAUAUAAAUGCUAA
This is a messenger RNA of Topomyia yanbarensis, 2271 nucleotides long. Its product is annotated as store-operated calcium entry regulator STIMATE-like. NCBI's taxonomy places the organism in Eukaryota, Metazoa, Arthropoda, Insecta, Diptera, Culicidae. The transcript has 6 exons. The coding region runs from base 691 to 1650 and encodes 319 amino acids. The record is from RefSeq and is a predicted model, not a curated record. Gene Ontology annotation, cellular component: membrane.